Exophiala oligosperma is the source of this 3184-nucleotide messenger RNA. RefSeq lists its product as hypothetical. Lineage: Eukaryota; Fungi; Ascomycota; Eurotiomycetes; Chaetothyriales; Herpotrichiellaceae. The transcript has 2 exons. The coding region runs from base 852 to 2702 and encodes 616 amino acids. The record is from RefSeq and is a predicted model, not a curated record.
UCGACAGCGCCCUUCAGGCAUCCUCUCAGAGGCGCAGAAUCAAUAAUCUUUGCAGCGGUUUUGGCCUGCAAUAUGAGUCACAAGACAUGGAUAUUCUCACGCGCCUGAUCGCAGGCUCCGGCACGUCACCGACCAAACAAAGAACCAACACACCUGCUGAGCGUCUUGCUACAUGCAAAAGCAUCUGCAAUGCACUUACUGUAGGCCUGCGGAAGAUCUAUCCAUGUUCCAGCUGACCGUCCUAGCAAACCUGGCGAGGUGGUGCCGUUGAGCGCGAGGAGGAUGCGGCAUUGACCAACACUACGAAACUUCUUCAACGUCUCGAAAACAUCCUCCACGAUGAAUCCCGACGAGCUGCUCCGCAUUCCUGUCUGCGUUAUGUCGCAUCGAGCCAAAGCUACAUCAUCAUCACGAAACUGGCCGUGUCCUCUCGAAACACCGAUAUCAUCAAAGUUUCCGCCCAGCUGUUCCACAUCCUAAUCAACGGUGAGGCCGAGGGUUUACUGGAUAGCAAAUUGUUCACUCGGUCUCUACUGGACCUCGUUUGCUAUGCUACAAUAGGAGGGCAAGUCAUUGUCGAAGAGCGUCUGGAAACAGACUUGGUUGAACUACUUUUCGAGAUUGCCACAAAGAUCAGGUUGGAACCAGACAUCCUUCCAGCUUGGUUCUAUCCGGAUCGAGAGAAUACACGUGGCCGAAAUGGCAUUGACGAAACUAGGAGAAGUCAAUUCCCGUUGUUUUUUGUGCUGGUGCAGUACGUUCACCACGACGGCCCAGUGGGCGACUUCGCAAGGACGGCACUGCUCUACCUGACCGAAACUGCCUCUAGAUUCAAACCCCUGGAGACAUGGAUGAUCGAAAGCGAUCUGGCACCACAAAUGGCUAGUGGUCUCGGUGCUCUGUAUAGCAGGUUGAGCAGACAGUCAACAUCAUUAGCUGGUCGGUCUUCGAAGCUCGCCAUCGUCACUUUGUCCGACUAUCCAGAGACAGUGGAUUCGUUGGCGGAAUUGCCACGGGAUUCUCAGCAAGCCAUCAAAGCCUUUUUCUCAUAUCUGGCAUUCUGGCAAGACACACUGAAUCACUGCAAAUCACUCGAGGUCAGCGAUACCUUGUUAGAUCACUUCCAAGUGCUUUUCGUGCAACAGCUCCUCUAUCCCUCGCUGUUAGAGUCAUCCGAUGUUGAAGGCGGCUCAACAGCUGCAGUCAUUGCCCAUUUAUCUCGCAUGCUUCUGGCAGUAGAUCACUACCAGCUCAUUGAUCGAAUGUUGGGCUACCUCCUCGCAUCCCCAAAUACCCCGAGAGUUUCCAGGGACAAAUCUCAUCGACGACAACGGAUGUCUGUCAGUCGCAGUAAAUCCAUCGAACAGUUGAAGGCACUUUCUGAAAUCGCCGAUAGCCCUUCUCCGAAUCUAUUCAACCUGCUGGAUCUGCUGGUGAUGAGCCUGAAGUCUAGUCACUCGGAAACAGUCAACGCUUGUCUGAAGUUAUUGUCAGUUAUUAUUGGCAAACAUCACUGCCACGUACCAAGAAUUCUCUUUAGAACUGAGGCCGCCUCUACUCAACCAACACGAAGAAGUGUAGACGCACUGAACAACUACCUACAAAAAUUGUUUGAUUAUUCUGGGGCGAUCGCGAAAGAUGAGUUAGACAAGGAACUAGACCAAUCCUACCAGAACGCCUUGCUGGAUGGCCAGGUUCUGCUCGAGCAGCAUAGUUGCUUCGUCACACCCCCAGCAGACGCUGACUUGGUCAACGGGCACAGUAUGACUAUUGCACCCGAAUGCAAACUAUUCGAGGCUCUCACACAGCUCUUGCGCAACUUCUUUGCAAAUGAUUCUGUCACGAACUUAUACCUCACUGAAGCCUUGGUGGCCCUGACUGCUUGCGAAUAUAUGGACCUCAACAACUGGUUAUUACCCGGAAAGCAGGGUCGGCUAGAGGAAAAUUCUGAGUACAAUAUCACGUUCAUCCUGAGCGAGCUUGCGGACCAAGUCAGGCAGUGGAAAUCGCAGUUCCCUCAAUGGGACGAGCUGAUAUCUAUUCGACGACACGAAUUAUCAGAAGACACACCAGAUCGACCACCAAAUCCAAGAACCUUCUCAGGCCCGUCCGCUGAAUCCGUGAGCAGACCAAGAAGCAUCUCGCCGUCCAAACCUAUAUCCAAGCCGCCGUCGAGGCCGACUACUCCUAGAGGCAGACAAAUCCCGACCACUGAGUUUGGCUCCAUAGACAGUAAGAUUUCAAGGUCUGACAGCCAUCGAACAAUUCUCACCGAACGUGCUUUGGGCCGGUCACCUCUUCGCCAAGCACUGCGAACGGAUGAAACAGAUGGCGUAACGGCAGCCCCUGAAGCGGGCCGGUCCAUAACGCCCUCCACUACAUCGCUGCUGAGAACUCAAAUCGACAUCUACAACACGAAGACCCCUACUGAAGCCACAGCAUCUCUACCGGUUCAUGCAGGCAAGAAGCAGGAUCCUGAGACUGAAGCCCUGUCAUUGCGCCCACACCUAGCUCGAGGUCAAGAUUCGGGCACCGCCACCCCAAUCAGUCGAGAUGGCACGGAACCUCGGAACCAAGCCAGCCUGAACCAUAUAUUGACGAAUGCUGUAAUUCUACAGGAAUUCAUCCUUGAGAUCGCCGCGAUAGUACAAUUGCGCGCGACGUUCUUUGACGAAGUUUCCUUCGUAGGCAAAAGGGGUUGAAUACUGCCGAUGGCCGUACAUAUGAACGAUGAGAAUUACAUUCCCAUCGUAUGCUCAAAUCUCAAGCACCGUUGACCAUGGCUUGGCUCUGUAUCAUCUUAGCUUCGUAGUCGUCCAAAAGCGCGAGGAAAUGGUUCCUUCGCCAGGACGAAAUCCAUGAAAUGCCAAAUGCAUUCCGUUGCAGCUGAAUAAGUUCUUUACGUGUCACAUCCGAUUCCCGUGCCAAUUUCUCGACGUUUUCAUUGACAUAAGCGCGGAAGUAGGCCGGAUCGUCAGAAUUGAUCGUGACCUUGACACCGCGGCGGAGAAGAGUGAGGAUUUCGCGGCCCUUGAAAUCCGAAGUCACAACGGAAUUGGACACUGGACAGCAAGUCAAUCCGAUGUUCUUGGAUAUGAUGGUUUCGAUCAGCGACUCAUCCUCGACAAUGUUGGUCCCAUGAUCGAUACGGUCAACUUGAAUUUCGUUGAUACAUUGACGGAUG